AUGUCUCAUCAAAAGACCGAAGUGGUUUCCAAGUCCAACGAAUUAACUUUUCUGAGGACAGUGGAUUUGGAAUGCUGUAUUUGUUACAGCAUCGUGUCAAGGCCCGUUACCCUUGCCUGUGGGCACUCUGGCUGCAAAAAUUGCAUGGAAACUUGGGCAGAAUCGACAGCCACACCGUUGUGUCCCCAGUGUCGGGCAACGUUCCGAAAAGAAGAGCUGAGGUUAAAUGUGGCAAUGGAUAAGGCGACCCGAGAUUUGCCUGUUAAAUGUAACAGCCAAGGCUGCCAGUGGAAGGGCAACUAUAGCGAUGCCAACGAUCACCUCAGACAUUGCCCAAAAGUACGAGAGAGGUGCCCCAACGAAGGAUGCCAGCACGUGGCGGCACGGGAAGAAAUGACAGCACACGCUUGCCCAAAAGAAAGGAUCGCAUGUUCAGGAUGCCAACUGAGCGUAACCAGGGAAAGACUCCAAUUCCACCGUACAUCUUUAUGCAGAAACUCUGCAGUUCUAUGCCCCUUGAGAUGUGGAGCAUCAUUACCACGAAUGAACAUCAACCUACAUCUACACAAAUGCCCAGAGAAGGCUUCAAUGUGCCAAGUACCUGGC
This is a messenger RNA of Pocillopora verrucosa, 606 nucleotides long. The record is from RefSeq and is a predicted model, not a curated record. NCBI's taxonomy places the organism in Eukaryota, Metazoa, Cnidaria, Anthozoa, Scleractinia, Pocilloporidae.